CAUGUGUCAGCACACAAUGGAGCAGGAUUGUCAACAUUGGCUUAAUUUCUUCAUAUUUGUAGAUGAGUAGUUUAAUGUUAUGCUGUAACUACGUGAGCAGUUGGUGGUGAUGAGUCAGUCCUAAAUAAAGACUUUAACUUCAAUGACAGAUUAGAAGCUAGCCGGCGUCAUCUUUUCUCAGAACGGUACUGACCUGUCUGCCGUCCGUCCUCUGCACUAAUACACGUCUUUGUCUGAAAGAGCAGCGUAAUAGAAACCGUCCGGUGAGUGAGGCAAGAAGAUGUCUGAGGUUAAUGUAGCAAAGCGCAAGAAGUGUGAGAACUGCACAAAACAGUGCAACAAGAAGCAGAGCGAUGAUGAGGUCAAUUUAUUCCAGGACAGAGAUGAAGCUAAUGGACAGGUAAAUGGAGGAUCCCAGCAGCUGCUGAGUGCAUGUCUGUCCUGUGAUGGUUGUCUGUCAGAAGAGGAAAAUCUAAAGAUCUCCCAGCAGAGUUUGGAGGAGGUGGAGCGAGUCCUGGCUCUCAAUAAGAAGUGUGAUGUGUCAAAGCACAAGGUGCUGGUGGCGUCAGUGUGUCCACAGUCAUUGCCUUUCUUUGCGGUUAAGUUUGGACUGGACAUCAGUGAAGCAGCCUGCAAACUCUGCUGCUUCCUUAAGAGUCUUGGAGUACACUAUGUGUUCGACACGACUCUGGCAGCAGGUUUCAGCAUCUUAGAGAGUCAGAAGGAGUUUAUCCUGCGGUAUCACAGGAGAAACCACGAUUCCCAUGCCUUGCCCAUGUUCACGUCCUGCUGCCCUGGGUGGAUCCGCUAUUCGGAGCGUGUCCUGGGCAGCCUGGUCACGCCUCAUAUCUGCACAGCCAGGUCUCCACAGCAGAUCAUGGGCUGCUUGGUCAAAGACUACUUUUCUACACAGCAGAAGCUGAGCCCAGAGAAGCUUUACCAUUUAGUUGUGGCUCCAUGCUUUGAUAAGAAGUUGGAGGCCGUCAGAGAGGAGUUUUACAACAGUCUGCUGGAGACCCGGGAUGUGGACUGUGUCCUCACUUCAGGGGAGAUCUAUUACCUGAUGGAGCGGAGGAAGAUAAUAGUGGAAGAGCUGGACUUAGUCCCACUGGACCAUGUGCUAGGAGAGACGGGAGAUUCUGUGCUGGUGAGACAUGAGGGCAGAGGCUCUGAAGGCUUCCUAGAACACAUUUUCAAACAUGCCGCCAAGGAGCUUUUUGGUUUGGAUGUCCAUGAGAUCACAUAUAAAACCCUCAGAAACCGGGAUUUCCAGGAGGUGACUUUGGAGCGGGAUGGGGAGACACUCCUGCAGUUUGCUGCUGUGUAUGGUUUCAGGAACAUCCAGACUCUGGUUCAUCGUAUGAGGAAAGGCCAUGUACCGUACCAGCUGGUGGAGGUGCUGUCCUGCCCUGGAGGAUGUUUAAGUGGCCGUGGACAGGCAGAGAGUGAGAAAGAACACCGUGUGGAUAAAGCCCUGGUCCAGCAAAUGGAGGAAGCCUACAGCAGCUUGCCGGUCCGUCUACCUGAAGUCAACCCUGUUUUGCAUACACUAUACCAAGACUGGGUAGAGGGCCAGGACUCAUCACAUGUCAGCUCCCUCCUGCACACUCAGUACAGAAACCAGAGUCAGAGCCACUCACAGCCUAUAUACAUGCAGUGGUAAAGAAGAUAGACUGGAAUAGAAAUAAAGCAUGGGCUGGUUCUGACUCCCUCUGUACCAUGCAGUUGAGGGACCAUACCAAAGACUAGCAAGUUAAGUUGAGAAAGUUGCAUUCUUUCAUUUUGGCCACAUGGGGGUGAUGUCAGUAAAGAAACAGACAGAUCACCUGUACCAAACCUGAGCCUGAAGAGAAAUAAUCUUCUGAAGCAGUGAUGUAAGGUGGACUUGCACACUAUCCUGAGGCAUGAGCAAGACUGUAGCACAUGUGAACCUAUUUAUGCCAAAACAAACAGCAAUAAGCCAUUGAGAAAACAUUUAAGCUCAUACACUGAGCCUAUGGAUACUGACAAGUCUAUCUGAGGUCUCAUUUUAUAUUCAACGUCACACAUGCUGUUUUAGUCUGCAUUAAAGGGGACAUGUGGUACUCAUUUAAACAUCUUAAUGUUCAUUUCCUACAUCCACAGAAUGUGUAUUUUUAAGCUUCAGCUCAAUACCACACAUGAUGUUCAUUGUACUGUGUCUGUAUACUCUUGGUUUUGAGUCCUGUUCCAUACAGACUGAUUGUGGUUGCUUUUACAUCUACCUCAUUUGGUCUGGACUUUGUUCAGUUUAAUCAGAACCACAUUUGCAGAUUAAGACAUAGUAGCAAGUCUUUGAUCCAGCAAAAAGAGGCUAUGAAUCAAACUUAACCUUUCAAGUUUUUUGGGAUGGGUCAGACUUUUGGACCAGUUUCAGGAACUUACGUCAAGCUGUCCUGGUCAGUAAACAAUAGAUGUGCAAGAAUUAAAAAUAGGAUCAAUGGUCUUGUUUUUCACUGGUAUGUUCCAUCAAGUAUCAAUAACAAGGUGAAUUUUCAAGGCUGUAAGUUUCUAGCGCUAUAUUAGACCAGAGUCCUGUGGUAUUGAUGCAGGGGAUCAAUCUGCCAAUAGAAGCAGGUGGUACUGUCACUGGAAGAUAACUCAACAAAUUGAAUGAAAGUCUGUAUAUGACUUCCUAUCAGUGCUAAAUAGUAACCGUAUUGAUAUAUCUAAGCAUUGCCAUGUUAUAAGUCAUCAAAAUAUGGACCAUUUUAAGUAAAGGCAAAUUUUUAAUAUUUGCCUUUUGAUUGUCAAAAAUGAAACAAUCAAAAUUUAUCAAAACUGUGAGCAGACUUUGUAGACAUUGUCCCAAGGAAGCUAUAUAAAGAGAUUGAAAUUAAUCAGACCAGUAAUUCUGGAGAAAUAGAUGUUUCAAGAAAUUGCUAAUGAAGACAAAAACAACAAAGAUGAUACCAGACACAGUGCCUUCACAAUAGCUUAUGGCCUAUAUGCUGGUGAGCUAAAAAUGAGCAGAAUCAACAGCAUGGUGAUGUCCAUAUAGUGUUUGUAAAGGGGGAUGCAACACACAUAGGUGUUGUUGAGAGGAUGUGACAGUCCAUCAUGCAAAGUUAUUUAGUCCACUCCCAAAGUUACAGUAUUAAAGCACAAUGAACCAGACCAAAUGAAUACAUUGUUGCAAAAAAAAAAUUGAUUUGGCCUCUUUGUGUUUGUUGCAUUAAAUGUAAACAAUCUGCUGGUUUCCAUAUAACUUUCCUGUUGGUGCCAUGUACACCAUCAUGUAGACAUCAUUUAACAGAUCUGGUCAGUCUGAAUGAAGGCUGACUAUGUAGAUGAUACAUAAUGAAUAUUCAGAACUCCAAAGGUCUCUUUUCAGGCCUCACUAUGUAAAAUGUGACGGUAUUACUAUGUUGAUUGAGUGUUUUGAUAAUUCAGCAUUAUUUUAGGGUCAUUAUGUUUUCAUGAUGAAAAAGACAUGUAUGUGUUUGGAACCAACACCCACCUUUGCUGCCUGAAGUGUGUCAGUCACUACACAUCCUUCCCUGGUUCAUGUAGCCCUUUGCACAUGGCCAAACAGGACAUUAACCUCGACAGCCAAGGCUGUCAAGGUUGUCAAUGUCUCUGUUGGAGAUGUUGGACAGUUGAAUUAUGUUUUUGUCAUGAUACUACUGACUACAUUCACAGCAGAUGAGCUGUUAUUUAGGUUAUUUGUCACAGCUCCAGUGUCCAGCUGUAUUAUCCCUGGUCAUGUUGGGAUGUUUAGAGAUCACAUGUGAAUCUUUGUUGAAAUGCUCAUGUGGAAACAGGUCCUUCUCGUUUUAAAACACUGUGGAUGUAGCCUCUGAUUCCUAUGCAACAGCAUCUUUUCACCAGUCAGUCUCAUGCUGCUGCACAGUUCAAAUAACACUGUUGAGUUUGUCUUUACCGCCCAAGUGAGUAAAGACUUUGUUUUUAAAAUGAUAUAAAUCAUUUCUUUCGUUUCCUUCCACAAAAAAAGUUUUAAUUUUGUUUUACAUGUCUUCCAUGUUGAGCAGUAAAAGAUCCUGAAAGAGAGGUAAAUGAUGUUUUAUUUCAA
Molecule: messenger RNA, 4051 nt
Organism: Sphaeramia orbicularis (orbiculate cardinalfish)
Lineage: Eukaryota; Metazoa; Chordata; Actinopteri; Kurtiformes; Apogonidae
Gene: narf
Product: nuclear prelamin A recognition factor
Exons: 12
Coding region: 281-1663 (460 amino acids)
Source: RefSeq, a predicted model, not a curated record